Messenger RNA from Acanthosepion pharaonis, 735 nucleotides. The record is from the annotation of a GenBank genome assembly. Lineage: Eukaryota; Metazoa; Mollusca; Cephalopoda; Sepiida; Sepiidae.
AUGCUUGGUAAGUGCGAAAGGAGUAUCUAUCUAUCUAUGUCAGUCUUUUCAUUAUCUAUCUAUCUAUCUAUCUAUCUAUCUAUCUAUCUAUCUAUCUAUCUAUCUAUCUAUCUAUCUCAGUCUUUUCACUAUCAGUCAAUCAAUCAAUCUAUCUAUCUAUCUAUCUAUCUAUCUAUCUAUCUAUCUAUCUAUCUCAGUCUUUUCACUAUCAGUCAAUCUAUCUAUCUAUCUAUCUAUCUAUCUAUCUAUCUAUCUAUCUAUCUAUCUAAGGACGUGGGUGAUAAUACCUCUGCGCAUCUUGAACUGAAGACGCGGACCCGUUGCUUUUAUUACCGAGCCAGCCAAAACCGCAAGACAUACACCAUUACUUGCGUUAUUAGAAUUCCCCGUACCACUCCGACCUCUGUCCUUCAUUUUGUCCACCUGAAUAAAUCAGCAUUUCAGUUGGACACUUUUAUUCACCACCUAACGUCGAGGAAAUUCAUUUUCUUUUCAUUCAGCCUCCUCUCCUACUUGACAUUCGCAGGAAAUUUAUCGGUCUAUUCAUAUCUAUCUAUCUAUCUAUCUAUCUAUCUAUCUAUCUAUCUAUCUAUCUAUCUAUCUAUCUAUCUCAGUCUUUUCAUUAUCUAUCUAUCUAUCUAUCUAUCUAUCUAUCUAUCUAUCUAUCUAUCUCAGUCUUUUCACUAUCAGUCAAUCAAUCAAUCACUCAAUCUAUCUAUCUAUCUAUCUAUCUAA